This is a messenger RNA of Closterium sp. NIES-67, 3993 nucleotides long. The record is from the annotation of a GenBank genome assembly. Lineage: Eukaryota; Viridiplantae; Streptophyta; Zygnematophyceae; Desmidiales; Closteriaceae.
CUGUCACGCACAUCCCCUCCCUACGCGUUGCACUUCACACUUCCCCCAGCAUGACCAUCUGCUCAUGAAGCUAGCGUGAUACGUCGUCCACUUCCGUCGUAACACAUUCUGGAUAGUAUCUUAUCAUGGCCGCCUAGGUAAAGCGGAACGCCAUGCCGUUCCAAAGCAGCGUCGACGGAUGGCCCCGUUUGCUGCCUGUGCGGGGGCAACAGGCACGGCGAGCCGCCUCCCGACGUAGUCCGGCGAAUCACGUACCACGACAGGUCGUCGCGCCCCAGGGAGGCUUCCAGCGCAGCGGGAGCAUUCCGGCUUGCAAUCUCUGGAAAGGCGCGGAACGGCGGAGAUCGCAGACGAGCGGAGGGGCGGAGCGAGCAGGAGGAUGGCGGAGGAAGCGGAAAGGGAGCGGCGAGGGGAGCCGGGGCGGAACACGCCGCGGAGGGGGAGUCGCGCGAGAUGCGGUGGCCGCCAAUGCGGCCAGAUCCGCACUUCGCGGACGUGCGCGGGUGGCUGGGGCCGCUGCUGGGGCCGGUGGCGGAGAGAAGCGGCGCUGCUGGCGCGUGGGUGCACCGCGAAUGCGCCGUCUGGAGCCCCGAGGUGUUCUUCUGCGCCGCCAACCAGCUGAAGAACGUGCCUGCAGCCGUGCGGCGGGUGCGGCUGCAGCGUCUUAAACACCCCUUCCUUCCCACCCCCCUCCCUUUAGGUGUUCUUCUGCGCCGCCAACCAGCUGAAGAACGUGCCUGCAGCCGUGCGGCGGGGGCGGCUGCUCAAGUGCAGCCGGUGCGGACGCAGUGGGCGAAUAUCGGGUGCAGGGAGGAGCGGUGCCCGCACACGUACCACCUGCCCUGUGCACGCUACGACGACUGUUUCUUCGACCACAAUGAUUUUCUCAUCUCCUGCCCGCUCCACACGCGCUCCCUCAUGCUGCGUCGCCACGGCUCCCACCUGCCCGAAUUCAACGCCUUUUUCGGGCAGCCCGCGGGCAGGCUGUCCGGGCAGAUGGCCAAGGAGCGCAGGAGGCGAGUCAGGGACCUCGCUAGGGUCCAGCCCGUUCGGCUGGGGGGAGCGGUGACGUGGCGUGCAGGUGCGGGUGCUGCUGCCAGGUCACUGGCCACGGCAGCUGGUGCUGGUUCUGAUCCGGUUGCUGGGAGUGGGAGGGGGUCACGGGUUGAACCAGGGGGAGGGUGGGGAGAGGCUGGAGCAGGAGCAGGAGCAGGAGCAGUAGGGGAAGAAGGAAAUAGCUCUAGGUUGACGAGUGUUUUUCACACUGACCGUGACUAUGCUGAGCGUGAUAAUGUGAAUAGUGAGGCGCGGCCAGAUGCACUGGCUGACAACACGAAUGAUCCAGUGCCAAGGCAUGGCGCCCCCAGUGGCAGCGCUGACGUGGCAGGAUCUGGUUGGGGAGUGAGUGAGGGAGUGAGUGAGGAGUCGGGGUGGGCAGCAGACGGCAGUGAUGGGUGUGAUGGGGAGGGGGAGAUGGCAGCAAAGAGAGACAGGGUUGCAGCAGACUCGGAGAUUCCGGAAGGAGAGAGAACAGAGAAACCGGCAGCAACUGCCCGGGGGGAUUCUAGGGUCAGGGCUGCUGCAGACUUGGAGAUAGUUCCUGGAGGCGAAGGCGAACAAUCAGGAGUGACUGCCGGGGGGAACAGUUGGGACGCGAGAGCUAGAGCAACAGGAGCAGCAGCAGAAGGAGCAGCAGCAACAGCAGCAGCCGCUGGGUCAGCAGGACGAGUGAGAGACGCCGUGGAGAGCGGCACCCAGACAGCAUCACCUGACGCACUAGAUCCUGCAAACGCGACAGAAACCGCCAAGGCGCCACUGUCUACACCAGCAGCACCUGCACCAGCAGAAGCAAAAGCAGCAGCAGCACCAGCAGAAGCAGUAGCAGAAGCAGCAGAAGCAGCAGCAGCAGCAGCAGCAGCAGAAGGAGCACCAGCAGAAGCACACCCCCCUCCUGUCCCCCCCACCUCCGCCUUCCCUCCCUGGUCCGCCAUAGGCGGGCUCCGCCCCGUCAUCCUCUCCCUCACAGAGCUCGUCCUGCUGCCCCUGCGCUACCCAGCCCUCUUCCCCUCACUCGGGAUCGCACCCCCACGCGGCGUGCUCUUGCACGGGCUGCCGGGCACCGGGAAGACCCUUGUCGUGAGGGCGCUGGCAGGGGCGUGCGCGCGGGGGGAGCGGGAAGUGGCGUUUUUCGCGCGGCACGGGGCGGAUUGCCUGGGGAAGUACGUGGGGGACGCGGAGAAGCAUCUGCGGCUGCUGUUUGAAGUUGCGAAGCAACGACAGCCGUCGAUUAUCUUCUUCGAUGAGCUGGAUGGGCUCGCACCAGCGCGGGGCCCGAACCAGGACCCGACUCACAGCUCGGUGGUGGCCACUCUCCUGGCGUUGCUAGACGGGUUGGAUUCGAGGGGGGCGGUUACCGUGAUUGCAGCCACCAAUAGGAUUGAUGCGAUUGAUCCUGCCCUGCGCCGCCCGGGCAGGUUCGACCGUGAAAUUUUCUUUCCGCUGCCCGGGGUCAAGGACCGGAAGGCUAUUUUGAAAGCGAUAACACGAGGGUGGGGGGCAGGGGUGGCACCUUCUGGGAAAGUUCUUGAGGAGUUGGCGGGGAGGAGUGAGGGUUUUGCAGGGGCAGAUCUCCGAGCAGUCUGCAACGAUGCGCUGAUGGCUGCCCUGAGAAAAAAUUUUCCCAUGGAGACGGCUUUGGCACUCGAUGCGCUGCCCGGGGCUGAAGCGUUCGGUUCUGGGCAGCCCCAAAUGCCCGCAGCGGGAACACCCUCUUGUCCACGUGGCACAAACUCAUUGGUGCAAGCGAAGAUGUAUCGUCUGCCUAUCCCUGAGAUCCAGGUGGAUGCACAGGAUUGGCUGGCAGCGUUGCAGCGCGCACAGGUGCCUUGUGCCCUCCGAACCGCAGCAGCCAGCUUCGGCAAAUUAGGUCUGGCCACCGUGCCUCGGUAUCUGUUACCAAUCCUGGCCCCUGCUUUGGUUCGGCUGGUCCGAUCACUGGCUGAGACUGCAGGGGUUGGGGACGUUAUGCGAGAUGGGAUGAACGGUUGGGAUGGGUGGAAGGUGGUGGGGAGAGGAGGAGAGAGUAGUGAAGGGGACAGGAUAGGGGAUGAGGAGGAGGAUAGUGAGGAGGGUAGUGAGGAGGGUAGUGAGGAGGAAGGGGAGGAGGAGGGGGAGGAGGAGGAUGAGAUGAGGGAGAGUGAGGAAGGAACGAGUGAAGAGGGAGAAGAAGAGGAGGGGGAGGAGCAGGAUGGUGGAGGAAGAGGGAGCGGGGGAGGAGGAGGGGUGUCAGGGGAGUGGGCGGUUUUUGAGCAGCUGAGUGCCAUGCUGGACUCUCAGCUUGCUUCCUCGGCAUCUCUGCUGCUGCCAUCCUCAUGUGUCGGCGCUGCCUGCAUUCAUGUUGUGGGCAAUGUUGACGGUCAAGAGCAGGGUGGAGAAGGACAGGAGCAGGGCGAAGGGGAGGGAGAUAAGGAGGGGGGCGAGGAGGGAGGUGUGGCAGGGGAGAGGCACGUGCGGGACGUGAGUGGGAGUGGACGAAUUGUGUUAAGUCUCCACUCUCUCCCCUCCUGCUGCUUGCAGCAAUCUCUAAGGGUAGAUGGGCUUGGCUGCACGGGAGGGCGUAGAGGGAAGAGGAAUGACGGAGAGGAGGAAGAUGGGAAGGAAAGCGGAAUGGAGAUGGGGGGGCCUGUUCAGUGUGUGAGGGAGGGAGGAGUUGAGGGCGAGGGGGCUGGGGAAGAGGAGAAGGAAGAAGGAGAGGAAGUUCAGUGUGGGGAGGAGGCAUGGCAGGAGAAGGGCGAUGUGGCAGGCAAAUCAGGCGACGAGCUCUCACUGGCUGGGCGGUGGAGGCCCGCAGCAGCAGCAGGAGCAGCAGGAGAAGCCGCAGCAGGAGCAGCAGCAGGAAGCUCAACGAGGGAACCAUCAGCAGCAGCAGCAGCAGGAAGCACCAACUGUGUGGCGGACCGAGCAGGAGCGGCGGCUGCUGGGAGGGCUGGCCUG